Messenger RNA from Spirodela intermedia, 8972 nucleotides. NCBI's taxonomy places the organism in Eukaryota, Viridiplantae, Streptophyta, Magnoliopsida, Alismatales, Araceae. The record is from the annotation of a GenBank genome assembly.
AUGGCGGAUGCGGAGAAGGAGCUGGAGGAGGUUCUCCUGGGAGUAGGAAACAGGAUCCUUACUCCGCCCUCUGCCGUGGACGAUCUCCUCCCGCUCCUUGAUGUGAGUGGGUUCUGUUGUUCUCUGUCCAUUUCCCCUCAUUGUCUACGGCGUGUCUGGUUUUCCGCAUCCUUGCCUGUAUGUGAGCAUUGGGCGUGGUUCUUUGAGACUGUAGUUUCCCUCUUCGAUGAUGGUAUUUCUACUUGCAUUAUCCGUUUUUAUUAUGCAAUUAUCGGUUGUUUUGUUUGCAAGAACGACUUCCUAUGAAUGAACGAUUGCGUUUUGUGGGUCUUGUUAAUUUGAAAGUUGAAUAUUUUUAUCCUUUUUGGAGUUGUCACAGUUUUUGAAUUUUGAAUGGCUUAUCAACGUUGAAAAAUGCCAUAUCAGUGCACGCAUUGCCACUAUUUCGUUAUCUAGAUCAUUAAUUUGCGUCUUCAGCGGAUCGUCUGGGAGUUAUAUAGGCCAUCCGGUGAAAGUUCAUACUGUCUAUUGUCCAUGUGUUGAAGAUGAUCCAGUUAAAAUCAACCUUUAAACAGAUCAAUUCUCAUUCCUUCUGGACUUUGAUGCCAACUUUAAACAGAUUAAAGUUUCGAUUGGAAUGGUAAUGGCAGUGCAAAUCUUAUUGUGUUACAUGACGAGCGGGUUGUGUAACUCAAAGGGCUUGAAGAUUCAAUGGUUUGAAAAACUGCUAUUGCGGUUGGGGAUUUCCCACAAGCCAGUGUAAAACACGAAAAAGACCGAGAAAUUGCCACUUGAAAUAAUUGUAAAUUCUGACGGGGAAAGGCUACUGGAAAAUACUGGUGCUAAUGUAUGAUGGCGUCAUGAUGCGCUUCAAUUUUUUCCAAAACCUAUGAGUUGUUACGGACUGGGUGAAUUGUGUCAGAAUGAGUGACAUUUCGGUGAUUAUCUGCGACUUUGUGGAACUCUAUCAGACAUUGAAGCUGUAUCUCAAACGAAAAAUCGAUCCUUCUCUUGUGGGACAAAUGUGGCUACUUCCUUUUGAAUCUGGCGGCUGUUUGCCAACUCGCCAAUUGAUUAUUGGACAUUGUCUCAUCACUGAAAAGGGGCCAUUGGAUGCCCACCUCUGGGUUCCAGAGAUAGUAGGAAGACCCGUAUUCAUUAGCGCCUGUUUGGGCAGACAUAGUUCUGCUGCCUUAUAAAUCAAGAAUUUCUGUGUCUUUGGUUCCACUUAGGAGGAGAUAUCGAGGCUGGUUAGGCAUGUUUGGAAAAGACUUUCUUGUUCAUCCCAUGAUACUUGGAAGUCGCAAUUUUUUUGUCUGAAUCGACGUGAUUUUGGUCAAUUCUGGAGGGGUUACUCGAUCUUGUGGCUCACUGACACUGAUGUUUCUCAGAUCAAUCAGUUUAAACAAUACUACUCAAGGAUAUGGAAGCGUGAGACACCAGAAAAGGAAAGAAUGAGGACAGGAAGAAGAAGAAAAGGAAGAAAAGCUCACCGGUGGUACUGUCAAUGGUUGGUUGUGGGGUGACGAAACAAACAGUUCAUAGUCAUAAUUAUUCAUCUCUAUACAAGUUUAAGGUUUAGGUUCUCAUACUCUCCUUCCAUUAAGAUAAUCGCGUACACUUUAUAAAUAAGACAUGUAACCUAAUUUGCUUUUUAUUUCGUGAAUUUUUUUUAUCCUGUUCUAGUUUGACUAUGAUCCUGGUUGAUCUGAUCACCCGAUGUGAUUUUUCGGGUAUUAUAGUCCAUCUUGCCACUUCAUAUCUUUCUUGAUUGGAAGGCUGUGAUUUUAUGCUGUGGUAUCAGGAUUAUUUGAUCUCGAAUCGAAGGUAAAGGCAGUAUGUGUCUUUGGAAAACUGGCGGGGUUGGAUUUUGUAGCCUCGUGUGAGAUCAAUUCGAUUACUCACUAAAUGAGCCUGUGUUGACUUGUAAAGUGUAAAGCUGGAUGUUGGAAGAAAACCAUCCCCGGGUCAAUUGUCACCUUCACUUGUGAAAGGUUUUCGAACUGCUAGUGCAGGAUGAAAUCAGUGCAGAUUUCACUGGUAUUGUCUUCGUGUUUCUUAAUGACCCUAAGAGAGGCGCGCUCUUUAAUUCUCUUAUCCUGCAUAGCCUAGUAUAAGUUCUUAAUGGCAUGCUUCGCUGGGAAAAUGCCUGAAGAAUGUAUCAUUUAACUUUUCAUUAUGCCACCAGCUAUGUACACAAUCUGAAUUCUCACCUGAACCUUGUAAACUGCUUUUAUAGCUCCGGAUCAUAUAUGUGAAAUAGGAUGGGUUGCAUUAUAGCUGCGUUGUUUGAUUCUCGUACUGGUUCAACUUAACUGACAAUAGUUUUUUAUUAGUCAUCCAUGCAAAAAGGCUCACCCUCUCUUAUUUGUUCACUAUUUUGCAAGAAUUUAUUAGUCAUUUAUUAGUUAUUUUGUGUUUGAUAAGUGCUAACUGGCUAUUGCUUUCUGUCAAUGAUUUCCAUUUGAAAGCAAGCUGAGACUUUACUGUCGAGAGUGGAGCAAUCACCUUCCCAGUCAAUGUCUGCUGCACUCAAUCCUUCAAUGAAGGGAUUGACUGCCAAGGAACUUUUGGGACAUCCAGAUGCUGAUGUGAAAGUCUCUGUUGCAUCUUGCAUCAGCGAAAUUACUAGAAUAACGGCACCUGAGGCUCCAUAUGAUGACGAAUUAAUGAAGGUUUGAAGAUAUUUGUUUCGUUACCAGUGCUAGCUCUCAUUUUUUUCUGUUGGUAUUGUUUAUUAUCUCAUCUUUAUAUUUUUAUUUACUUGAAUUUAUUCAGGAUAUAUUUAGGAUAAUUGUUGAAGCUUUCGAAAAGCUGGACGAUAUGGACAGUCGUUCUUACUCCAAGAGGGUUUCAAUUUUAGAAACAGUUGCAAAGGUUAGGUCGUGUGUUGUGAUGCUGGAUCUUGAGUGCGAUGCUCUGAUUCUCGAGAUGUUUGGUCACUUUCUGAAGACAAUAAGGCAAGUGACCUUGUCAUUGUUAUUUUUAUGCUUCUACCGUAUCAUUUAGGAUCCUUUUUUAUUCUAACUUCGUAGAAGAGUUUGAUGUUGCUGAAAUUUUCACUACACCAUAUAUCCUUUCGUUCUUUUUAAAAUUCAAGAUCCCUCUGUUGAUAAUUCAGUCUGUCUGUUGGUCUCACUGUAUCUUGGAAUGUAGGAAUGACAAGCUUUCGUUUGAUGGUAUUAAUACAUUUUGACAAGCUUUCGUUUGAUGUAUUGCAGUCAUAUCCUAGAUAUUUUUGGAGCUCAGACUGUCUUUCAUUGUGGUUGAAUAAAAAACUAGUGAGGAAAAAGUAGUAAAAAGUUUGGUGCAUGUAAACAAUGAGAGCUUGUGUCCUCUGAGGAAUAUCAAGUCUGGCUGUGAUUCUUUAGUUCAGUUCGUCAUGUUGGUGCCAUUUCUUAGCCAUGAUUUGGAUGCAAUCGUCAACUUUGUGAUUUACUCUAUUUUUGCAACGAAGCAAGGAUUUUAGGGGGAACUUGAGUACUCUGUGCAAGCUCGAACUGUGUCUUAACUCGUCUGUUAAAUAUUUUUAAAAAUCCUGUUUCCAUUGUGGCUUCUCUUGGUAACCAUUGUUUUGGCUUUUCCUUUGUAGUUUAUAUUCAUUUUCAUUUGUUACUGCUUAUUGACAACCUGGGUAAUGUACAGGGAUAACCAUCCUGAGAAUGUAUUUUCUUCAAUGGAGAUGAUAAUGACUGUUGUAGUCGAGGAAAGUGAAGACAUCUCAUCAGAUCUUUUGUCGUGCCUAUUGGUAAAUGUGAAGGACAAUAAGGUGGCUUUUCGCCUGAGCUUCCCUUGUCACGUUUUGCCUUGAGUCUUUUGCUGUAUUCUUAUCUAAGAUGUUCUUGUUUUCAGGAUGUUUCACAGAUUGCGCGGAGAUUAGUGGAAAAAGUGAUAGGAAACUGUGCUUCGAAGUUAAAGCCCUGCUUAAUGGAAGCUGUUCGAUCUCUUGGUACUCCAUUAGAGGGUUACAGUGAAAUCGUUGUCUCACUAUGCCAAGAGAAUUCUGAUGUGGUGGGGCCUCAUGAUCUGAGUAUCUCUGGCAAAUGUUUGGUGAGUGACCAUUUACUCAUGUUUUAACUGAAUGAUUUGAUUAUGCGGCAUAUGUCGAGUACUUGACAUUUUCAUUGUUAUCCAAUUCAUUGAAGGAAGCAUAGAUUUAUAUGCUCUUUACACGUUCUACUUAUCUAGAGGUUCAAUCUUGACGUCUCUUUCUUUAAUAAAUUACAUUUAGGUGAAAGCCUUGUUGUUUCAAUUUUUAACGGCUGAAUUUUCCAGAAGCUUUCAAUGGUUUGCAUUUUUUUCAAGAGUUUGAUGGUUAUAGGAAUUGAUAUAAUAAAAUUAAAAUCUUCAAUUUGUCUGCCGGACUUCCUGCUCUCGUGUGAAAAUUAUCUAAUUUCUUUUUAGGCCUCUAAUUUAAACUCAAAGAAAGUUGGAAACUCGGAUAUUUUUAAUAUCUUUGUUGGGAUAAAUAUGUUUUGUGGUUUUCUCGACUCGGAGACUUCCAAGUGUUUUUAGGGUGACCAAGAUGUGAAUCCUCCGCAUCCCUCCACAGUUAGGUGGCAUUUUUCAUAAUAGCUAUUAUAUAUAUAUACAUGUAUUAGUCGUAAAUUUGAUAUAGAAUAGCGAAGAAAUUAGAUGAUGUGCACGUGCAGAAAAUGUUGAGACUAAUAUAUAUAUAUAUAUAUAUAUCGUGAAAUCUUGUAAUAAUUUGGAUAAGUUGUUAUUUAUUAAUUGAAGAUCAGGACAUCAGCGAAUGGAAGGACAGCAGUGUUUUUUGAAAUCCUAUCAAGUUGUUCAUUGUGUUUUUUUUCAAUGUCAAUCAAUCGACUUGUCUUUCUCCAGCAUUAAUGUUUGUUUGAAUCCACACCUCCCCAAAUGAAAAAUUCUUUUAUGAUUAUGAAGUCUUCCCCGGGAUGAAGUUCUUACUAAUGGUGCAAUCACUGUGCUCAGGCAGAUGAUAGCAUGUUAUCUGAGAGGACCAUCUCUGAUGAGCGUCCCAAGGUAGUUGGUCUUCCUAGUUGACUUUUCUUUCACAGAAUCGUUGAGGGGGUUACCUCUGAAUAGGUCAAUGCUUAUCAGGGUUCUGGAAAGCGAGAGCCUGAAGUCAAUCACCCAAAGUCCUCUGCAAGCAGCGGCGCCGAACAACAGAUUGUGAAGGAUGAUUCUUCAGCCCGGCCGUCUCCGAUGGACAAGAAGGUUGAGAACUCGGGACGAGCAUCGAGUUCUGGGGUAGACGUUGCCUUGGAUCAGAGUGCCAAGAAAGCUAGAGGAAAAUCAUCGGAGACCACAGGCACUUCCCAAGGUGGUGUUAAGGGCAGAGAGGCCGGGGGAUCAAAGUCCGCUAGCUCUAAUGGCGACAGAGCUGAAGCUACUUCACGGGGGGCUCACGGCAGAAGGUCUGAGCUCGAGGACGCUUCUGAAAAAUCCGCCGUUGGUGAUUCAUCCGCUCUCAUCGAUGACAAGUCUCCCGACGCGGCUCGGCCCAGGAGGGGACGGCCUCCUGGUUCUAAGAGCUUAAAGAACAAGGUGAAGACAAGUGCGGCGGCGUCUGUUCCGCAGUCUGGCCCUCAGCCGAGCUCGGCCAAGAGUAUCAGAUCCAAGAAGCAGAUCGAGGGGCCUAAAAGGGAAUCAGAGGCAGAUUUGACUGGUGAAUCAGAAGGGAAGCAGCGUCUGGGUAGAGUCGGCAGGAAGCGGGCGGCGGACAAGCCCGGCGAGGGUGAGAUCUCGGAAAGACGACGUGGAUCCAAAACCAAGCAGCAGAGGGACUCGAAGGUAUCAUUCCUAUUCCGGCAUGCAUCCUUCUUCACGCAGUCAAAUUAAUGAAUACUUUUCUUUCUUUCUCCUCUUUGUUAUCUUUAGGGCGAGGAUUCCGAAGCUGGGGCAGAAACUCCGAAAGCAGGUUCUCGAAAGAAGCAGCAGCGCAUUCGGGAAAACGAGGUGCGCGUGUGUGUGGAGUUUCCAUCGCCAGAUCGUCAUCUGAAAGUGAAGCUUGCUGUGCGCGAUCCAUCGCUCCUUUGCUCUGCCCAGAUCUUCUUAUGGAUAUUCUUUGUUGAUGCUACUCAGGAAGAAGAACAGCAGGGAUACGACGGCGCCAUUGUUGGGGCCAAGAUCAAGGUCUGGUGGCCCGACGACAGAAAGUAAGGACUCCCCUUCCGAAAAUAUAUCUUUGUUCCGAUUAAUCAAUACAUAAAUUAAUUAAUUAAGGGUUCAGAAAUAUUUUUUUACUCCCCCAUCCAAAAAAAAAAAAAAAGGAAAAAUAAAAGAAGAACUCGGACCCUCUUCUGAUGUCGUCGCGAUUCCUUCCCUCCAGGUUCUACCGUGGCGUCAUCGACUCGUACGAUCCAGCUUCAAUGAAGCACAAGGUACUUUUCCUUUAUUUUUAUUUUUUUUGGGGUCCUCCAAAAUAGAUAUCUCCUCCAAUGGAAAAAAAAAGCCUUUUCAGAUUUAUUUUUAUUUUCUGUUUCCCCGGCGUGGGUAGUCUCUGGCUGGGGCAUCACUCUUUUUGGUCCCCAUGAAUUCAGAAAUCAGUUGAUUUAUAUUAUUUUUUAUUUUUUUAUUGGAAUUUGAAAUUAAAAUUGUUUUUAUUUUUUGGGCUGGGGGUCCUGACGGCUGCUGGAUCAUCGGCAGGUUUUGUAUGUCGACGGCGACGAGGAGGACUUGCUUCUCAAGAACGAGGUCUUUAGGUUCCUCAAAGACGGCGGGCCCGCCAAGGUGAGCUCUCUCUCUCUCUCUCUCUCUCUCUCUCUCUCGCUCUCCGUCUCUCUCUCUCUCUUAUCUAUCUACUGUAUCUGAUGUGGCCGUCUGCUGGAACACUCUGAAACAGGACGAUUCGACUCCUGUGGCCACUGCUGGGAGGUAUGCGCCUUGUGGACCAGACUGGAUCCCCUUUUCGUUGCCUGAUUAUUAUUAUUAUUUGGUUUCUCUCUCUCUCUCUCUCUCUCUCUCUCUCUCUCUCUCUUUCGCUGAGAUCACUUCUUUCGAUCAAACCCAGGUCGAGGAAGAAGGCGGGGAAGCUCCCAGACGCGCCGUCGUCUUCUUCUCCCCGAAAGUCAAAGGCAGAGGGGAUCGUCUCCUCCAAUGGGUGAGUGACCUCCACCCCACCGCCUCUCCAGCUUACCAGACGGACCCUUCUGACCGGCAGCGGCUCUCCAUCCUCUCCUCUUCUUCUUCCAGUGGAGAUUCCUCAUCGGGGAGGAAGAAGAUAGUCGGAAGGGGAGGCGGCGGCAGGUCAAACGGGCACGGCGGGCGGAGGCCGGCGGUCGACGCCAACGGAGAGCCGUCCGGGAAGAAGCAGCGGAGGUCAUGACCGACGUGGGCCCACGGGGAGGAAGAGGACCCGGCGGCCGUUGACUUUCCCCCCUCCCGCCCUCCCAUCAGAUCCCCGCGUAGAUGUGGCGUCAAAUUUGUGGGUUGAAGAAGGGGGGGGAAUGGGUGCGGUCAUUUUGUUUGGAUGAGGGGGGCGUUAAAUUUAGGGGGGGGGGGAUCUGCAGGGAAGAGAGGCUCAGGUCAACGGCCGGAGUUCUUGGGCUUUGUAGUUGUCAUUGCUCGAUCGCUUCCUUUUCCACUAAGUGAUUGCUUAGGGAGGGUUUUCUCUGGUCGGCCCUGAUCCAUGCUGGCGGGUUUUCCCUCCACCUGCUGCCUUCUUUCUUGAAGCAGAGUCAGUGAAUUCCGGAUUGGAUUAGGAGAUAGACGGCGACGCGCAGCCCCAAUAAAAUGGGGAGGUGAUUUCAGCCGAGCAUGGAGCAUUGGAUCGUCUGGUUUAAGUAAACUAGCAGUGAGUCAGUCGUCUUCUAAAAUCUGAGGGAGUGGUCAUGGAAUAGCAUCUCGAGUGACUCCGGUCUCUCUCUCUCUCUCUCUCUCUCUCUCUAAUACUACGUCUACGUCCUGAAAAAGGUGAGUUCCGGCCUGGAACCCUGGGCUGACAGUACGCAGAGUUCGGGUUGACUAGACCCCACCCAUUCAUUCCCCCGUCCGCGUGGUCGUCAUCUCUCUUCUUCAUCGCCAAGGACGACGGGGGUUGACUCUCGCUCUCUCUCUCUCUCUCUCUUUAUAUAUAUAUAUGGCACACGGUGAAACGCAUAAUAUAAUAAUACAUUCAUAUUGGGGGGAUAAAUAUAAUUAAUAUAUAAAAUAUUAUUUACUGAUACGUAAAACAGACGGGAUCCCCGCGGCCGCCGGCCACGGUGGGGGGGAGUAGGAAGAGGAGGAGACGGGAAAAGGGAGGGAAUAAAAGAGGGGAAGAGGACAGGAUAAAAAGAGACGCGUUGCAGAGGAAAGCGGCAGAGUCGCUUUCCCAGCGGGGAGGGGAGGAGGCUUUUUCUAAAGGCUCCCCAGGUCAGGGCUUGGAAACGGAGGCGGCCUCUUUGGAGGAGGAGGAGGGUUCGGAGCCGGCGGCGGCGGCGGCAGCGGCGGCGGCGGCGACUGUGGAGUGGGCGGUAAGGGCGGAGAGGGCGCUGGGGGAGGGGGCGGGGGGGUGGCAGGUGGCGGCGGAGAUGGCGGAGGCGAGGGAGAUGGGCAUGAGGCAGAGGCCCUUCCCUUGGAGGUACUGCAUAGCGGCGCCCAUGUCCUCUUCCAUCAGUUUCGCCACCUGCUGCUCCGCCGCUGUCAUCCCGUCGCUGCCCGCCGCCGCCUGCGCCACCACCGCCGCCAGCUUUAUCAGCGCCCAUCAAAGUUGCGGAGCAGGAGGGGCGUGGCAUCCCUUUUGGCACGCGUGCCUCCUCCUUUGUCCUCUACCCACCCCCCUCCCCCUCUCUCUCGCUACCUCUACUAUAAUAAGCAUUAUUAAGGGCCCUCACCCACCGCUGGCUCUAGAGCGGGACGGGGAUUCUCUCUGGGAGAAGAAGGGAUUAGUAAGUAGUACCUUAGAAGAGACGUCGGCAGGGAAGGGGGCGCUGGAAGCUGCUCCGCCUAGUCUGCUCAUGCUCAGCACCUGGAUAGAAACCCGGCAGGAGAUGGGGUCAAGAGUGAUGUGA